AAUAAAAGAAGCGCCACCGACGAGGCCAUCGACGAAUCGCGUUGGUCAGUGUCUCGAGGGGCUGUGGGGAGACCGCUGCACCCUGCGAACUGCAGCGAAUUUCGAGGGUAGUCGCACAUUUGACACACUGGCCUCCUAAACCUUAUGGUACCCCACACGUUAACGAGAGCGUGCGACGAUAGUAUCGAGUGACGGUGCCGUAAUCAGUAUUUCCCGUAAAGGAAAUCGAACAGGACGAACGAAAGAGAAGUUUCAGUUAAAAAUAUCGGUGAAGCAUUUCUUCAGAAUCGAUACCCGGAAUGGAGAUUCAACGCAGCUGACGCGACGAUAGCGAAGAAAGUCUCCGCGAACGCGAUAUUGUGAUCAAUCGAUAUUAAUCCCGAAGGAGUUGUUGACUAUCGUCAUCGACCACGACGUCAGCUAAAUUCAUUUCGUGAACGAUGUCUGGCCGUUCGGUCGCGAUUGAACUCCGUGGAACGGGCCAAGCUGUUCGGAGGGGUAUCGCGUGAACACACAAUGCACCGAUAUCGAUAGUAAAUAAUAUGGCGCGGCUUCAUCUGCAGUCGGUGACGUCAAAGUCACGAAAUUCGAGAGGAUGCCAGUGAUUUGAUACGGAGACGACCCGUUCAACGAUGCUCCGCGUUAACGAGCCCAAUAGACGAACCACCGUGCGACACCGUUGACAAUUGCAACUUAUAAUUCGCGAUUCAAGGAGAUACGUACAUUUACUUGAUACAUAACCGAUGAGAAAUUAGAUACAUGCCUGACGCAAAAUACAUGUAUACGACGUUGUCAAGUGUUCCGCAAAGUUUAUAGGACCGUUAACGGUUCUAUUGUUAAUUAAAUACUGCAUUGCGUCUAAUCACGUCGGAACGAUCUCGAGGAGGUGGAACAAAGGCGGUCGUUGAGAGAGGAGACUCGCCGAAGGGACAAAUAAAGAAACGUAUUGAGCCGGUGGCACAAGGAGGUCCCCUGUUGCGAAAUUGAGUCGUCGAAGGCGAAAACCAACGGGUUGGCGUAAAGAGGGGAGACAUUUGAAAUGGGUCAAGAGUGUCUUCGCGAUGACGGUGCACGUCGUUCGACCUCGAGCCCGUCUCCUCGCGGAUUGAUCCUCCUGCGGACUUCUCCCAAGGAUCAUUAACGAAAAGGGAGUACCUACACGGGGGCCAUUGUUGUCGGCGACACCGUUGAUUAUUUACGAUGUCAUUAACGGCGCGACGCGGGACUUGUUGAGUUCCUAUUAAUCGCGGAAGAGACGCGGUAGGAACAGAGAGAGAAAUGGGAUCACCGGCGAAACGAGAUCGCGCCAUUUUUAAUUCGGUUGCCGGUUUAUUGGUUCCCGGGAUAUAAGGCUUGGAUGGGCAUCGCGUGAUGCGACGCGUUACACGCGACGACUGUCAAUGUGAUCGCGUCACGUUUCGAAACCGUUGAGAGAAGGGUUAUCCGUUUCUCGGGGUACGAGAGGACUUUCUGCAUACAUGGUUUUUGGGACGCGCAAGGUAUCGGAAGCAACGACCACGACGGGCUCCACUUGGCUCUACAACAUCACCACCCAAGGCGAGAUGAGCAGCAGUGGAGGGUUAGGGUUCGGCGUCGGCGUCGGCGUCGGCGUCGCUGGCGGGCCAACCCUCGCAGCCGCUCAACAAGGCCAAGGGGUGGCCGCCCUGCUGGUGAUGUUGGCGGUUCUCUGCUUCAUUUUCGCGUACUGCUGCUGGGGAGCACCGUUCUGCAGAUCUCUGUGCAGACGAUACUGUUGCUGUCGUCUCGAAGAUCCCGAGCCUGACUCCAGAUUCGGCAACAGCGAUCAGGCGAUGGUUGCAACGCCGACGAUCAUCCUCUUGCCGCACGGUAGGAUGCUCGUUGUGGACGGCACAAUCUUCACGCAGUUCCAAACCGAUCCCACUGGUUUAGACUUGGUGGAGCUUGGUGACAGCGUCCUCCGUGCACAGAGAAAUCCACGAAGUAUAAACCGACAUCAGCUACAGAACAGUCAGGGCAGUAUAUUAGAGAUGGACGCUGAGACGCCCAGUAAAGAUAGUCUAGGGUCUAUAGGCUGUUUUCCACCCCCGACGUACGAGAGUAUCUAUGGAAAGGAGGAAUCGGAUAUGCCGCCAUCGUACUCCGACAUUUUAUUGCACAGGUUCGCCAAUCUUCCACACGACAUAGACAUGCAUAAUUAUUGCCACGACGGCAAAGAGGAGAUCGAGAUGCAGAGUUUGGAUGGUUGCCCCCAUAUUCUCCGCAAUCCCAUGGACGCGAUAGCGUACCCCUAUAUGACGAACUUCUCCAGCCAGAGUUUCCCGCGCAGGACCGUCUCCAGGAAUCCAUCGAUUAUCAGCAACCCGCUGGACAGCUACUACGUGGACAACGAACUGGAAUUGUACCGAAUGGCGCAGGGGAUGGUGCCUCGUGUCUUCAGCAACGCAAACUUCGAGGCGUUGAGGGCUUACCAGCACGAGACCUCGUUCCACAUAGUCAACGGAAACGGGGGUCAGCAACGAGAGGGCGAGACGUUGCCUGAAAAUGGCAACUAUUGCGCCACUACCGACAACUCUGUCCGAAACAACGAAAGAAUAAGUAUGAACGGCUCCGAAGAGGUGCCCAGAGGCGCAGUCCCGGCGAACGAGGUAAUGAACACUAGAAAUUUAGCUAGAAGCUUGUCGAGGAUCAGCCAGGAGAGCAGGAACAAUGUGGAAAACGCGCAAAGGGAUGUUCACAGCCAGCCCUCGCAAAGGUGCAACGAGACUGAUAGGUCCAGGUCACAGGUAGAUCAAGAGGAACCAUCUAGUCACAGGAGUAUACACUUUGAGAGUCAGGAGGUAAACGAAUCAAACUGCAACAACGAAUCUAAUCCGGCAGGAUAUUAUAUUAGAAGUAGGAGCUCCGACGAUGCCGGCAGGUCGCAGGCAGUGGAGACAGAGUCCAAUUAUUCUGACGAGGAGACCAGGAAUUUUGGAGCCCUCGCGGACAUCCGCGAAAGUCGCGUGUAACGUAAGAUCUAGAGAUUUAGAAAGUAUAUUUUAUUUCAAAGUUGCGCGAGAAACAGUGAUCGACACGAGAGAGACUCGGACUAGUUUAUUAUCAUAGUCUGUUCUUGGAAAAAGGAGACCUGUAUUAUCUCUUCUUCAUGGUUGUCCAAUCCACCAUAAUCACUGAAGAUUGAUCAUUGUGGGAUAGACGGCCAUUAGUUGCCUUGGGUCUCCUCUUUGAAAAACAGACUGAAAUAAUUGGACUCUGAGGAAAAAUACACUGGUGCUUAUAUCGAUUCAUCCUCUAAAUUACGCGUUCCAAUGGAAAACGACGCGACGGUAGAAUUCAUGACUGAAUUGAAUUGCUGUUGAUUUAAGCAUCUAAUAAAGGAAUUAGAGAAUAUUUUAAUCGGUUGUUACACUAGUUGUGAUACUUCGAGAAGAGCGUGUAACAAAAUAUACACAUGAAGUAAUUUUAAGUUUGACGCUACAUUAAACGCAACCACCUAACAGAAUCAUGGAUUAUAGUACGACCGAGGUUCUAAACAUAAUUUUAUAUACGAAAAAUGUACAAUCAAUUUAAUUGUGGCACAAUAAUCGAAGGGAAAUGAUAAGAUGAUGUUAGGUCAGUCCGUCCAAGGGUUAAUCUACACACUAGAUUCAGUAUAUGUAUAUUAAGAAAAUAAUCACCAUAAGUCGAGUUAAA
Molecule: messenger RNA, 3675 nt
Organism: Megalopta genalis
Lineage: Eukaryota; Metazoa; Arthropoda; Insecta; Hymenoptera; Halictidae
Source: RefSeq, a predicted model, not a curated record